Messenger RNA from Paramacrobiotus metropolitanus, 3063 nucleotides. RefSeq lists its product as uncharacterized. NCBI's taxonomy places the organism in Eukaryota, Metazoa, Tardigrada, Eutardigrada, Parachela, Macrobiotidae. The transcript is spliced from 3 exons. The record is from RefSeq and is a predicted model, not a curated record. Bases 259 to 2775 code for a protein of 838 amino acids.
UUCUGUUUAAUUCGAAACCUUGCGGUGCCUAAUCAUCGAAUAUGAUCAACAACGCUGUUUUCUGAUGCAAAAUAACAACACGACCAGCGUUUUCUUCGGCAGUUAUUCGGAUAAAAUGCAACAUAACUUAAACGAAUUGAUCAGAUUACAAUCGCUUCGAAAUGCGCAGAGUUAACGACCUUUACGAAAACGGAAAAACCACCUGUUUCUACUGGUAGCACUAUAAUUGCCUGCAUGCGCCAGAUAAGUAGUUGAAUAAUGAAAACUGUUUCGAAAGGAGAUGUAAAGCAAACUCAUAAGUCAUCUGGAAAUGAAAACGGAGCAUGCCAUGUUGUUGUGCAUCUUAUGUCAGCGGAUAAUCCCGAUACAUGGACGCCGCCGGACGGACCAACGAUACUGCCGCCGAAGCAUAUCGAGAAAGUUGUGCAAAAGCGGUAUUCCCGUCGUUCGGCAUCCGAACACACACUUGCCGCACCAAAACGCCAAGCUCCCAGUGAACUGCAAAUCCGCAAAGACUUCUUCCAGAUUCAGAACCCCAAGAAUGCUCAUCAUGCCAACUGUGAGCUGCUGGAUUUUUUCCGACACAACAAGCGAGAGAAAGCCUUAGCCCCCAACCAGGGUGCAUUCAAACAAAACAACAGUAAAGGACUAUUCCAAGUGAAGCAGAUCUACAAUCCACAAGUGUAUGAAGCCAUGACCGAAUUCAUUUCGCCCAUGGAAAACUACGAGUUCUUCUCCGCAUUCGAAACAUUUCUGGCGUACUUUCACAAUACCCGGCUUAUUAUGCGGCUGAGCCCUGCAGAGGACGCCGUUGAAAUCUGGUCGCGACGAUUCGCUAUGCUCAUACAGCAGCUUGGAGAAACCCGUCCAACCUCCUUCCAUACGAUAGUUGUUCCGAUGAUCUUGAAACCGGUAACGGCUGACAGAGCAUGGCAUGUCAUCACGAAAGAAUGGAGACGGACAUCAAUUGCUUCGUUAUUACUCCCCCCCUUAUCGUUAUAUGCCCGCGCAAUAAGCAGGUGGGUGCUGCCCUUAACCGAGCCCUUUAUCGAAGACGAGAACGGUCACCUGAAACCACCACAACAGAAAACUAUGCGCUUAGACGUGGGAUAUCUCUUUGCUCAGCGCCGGAAAUUCGGCCGACUGAAUGCGAUGCUCGACGUAGAGAAUCUCCAACAAUUAUCUGAGAGAAAAAACAAACUGUUCUACAAAUUGUUCCACAAAGACACCAACUUACAUCGAGGGGAAUCGGUUCGGAAUACAGUUUCGCAGAUCAUGUCGACUGCGAAUGCGGAAAUUGGUGACAUGCAGAUUAUGAUGAACGCAAUCGGAGCAAAAAGGGGAUCAAUACGCUCUUCACAGCAUUUCGAUCAGUCGACGUUGACUAUUCGCCGUAAAAAGGUUACAACAGAAAAGUUACUAAAAGCGAAUUUGAAACGCGAGGCACAGGAUCGGCUUUACUGGCUGCAUUACAUUGACACAAAAUCCCAACAUUUACCUAAUGUUUUUGCAAGAAUGGUGCCAUUCUCACCAGGAGACAGUACUAGUGGUUCGAUCUCAACCGAGGAAUUUUUCAAUGCGUAUUAUCCAAUCACAAGGAGAGAAAAAUUCAAGGAACCAAAGAAGAUAAAACAGCUGCUCCAUCCACAGUUCAGUCCUGUGAUAAUUCGUGAAAUGAUUGGCAAUGAGAUCUCUACCUGCUUAACGAAGGCGACAACGACAUUGAAGACAUGUGACAACCGCCUUAGAGAAAUCAGGAAAGAGCACACAGAUCGUGUCGAUCAUUUGGAAACAGGGCUUGCCAAUCUUGAAAAUCUGUCAGCAAGCGUACCAAGGCUGAGAAUUCCAGUCGUCGAUGAAGAACACACCGAUGUAAUAAGGGGACUGAAGCAGUGCAGUAAGCCACACCGUAAAAUGUACCUGAAAUUGUUAAGUGGCUCCCUAAUUGAUACUUGCGAUCACCGUGGAAUCGUGAAAGGUCAUCAACCCACUGCGAUCCAGCGACAAAUAACAGGAAACGAUGACUUUGUUUCCCUGCAAACGUGGCAGGCUCUCUCGAACGGGUCCACUAAUUCCGAUAGCGGUUAUCCAAAACCUAAAUUUACCAUUGACGCGCCAAUGAUAACGAUAAGCGAAUGCACCGAAGCCGUCCAAAACGGCAAUCCCCAGAAAGCUUUGAUCGACCCAGAAUCAGACCCUGCCGAAGAGCACUGCAUUUUCUUACGGUUGGUCAUAGACAGUGGAUGCGAACACUUUUAUUUCGAAGUCGAUGAUGACUGGAAUGAGGAAGACGACACUAUGCGCCUGCCUCCGCAUUUAUGCGACGAGAAAAGCGUUCAGAAAAACGUUGGAUCUCGUAGACGUCAGUCUUCGGUUAUGGUUGAAAGCAUGGGAAGAUCGAGGUUUGACUUCUUCGACAUGGAUGGUUUAGAUCGUGUCAAAGAGCGUUUUGCCACACUGAAAAGACGACCUGCUGGCGAACUACCGGUACAAACCAAACCAAAGGACGCGAGACCCGUGCCUGCAUCCAAAGAACCCGCAGUUGAGUCGGGAUUGCCCGACGAUCAAGCAAAAAAUACUCAUAAAUCGGUAGCAGAGGAUAUCGUCGUUUCACCUAACGGUGUCGAUGGUACACCUGAAGCUGAUACCCAUUCAAACGUCUUAGAAAUCGUGACUGUUAUGAUGUCUGGCAACAAUCCCGAAAGCAGCGAUGUGAUGCAGACGUUACCUGUGGUGCAGCCUGAGCAAGAGAGUUCUGCCGAAAAGAUUGAAUGAUAACUUUCCUUAGUAAGCAAUAUUUUGUUAGUUUGUUGAACCGGUUUUUGCGGUGCACAGUGCACACUUGUUGUUACCUUGCGGCUUUCCGUUGACCGGCAAGCAAUUUUUGGCUGUAAUUCGCAACUGUUUAGCAAGAAAGUUGACAUUCUGCUGCUAAAGCAGUUUUAACUUUAUACUAUAACUUUAUUUCUAACGAUCGCGACAUUAACAAUUAUGCCGAGGUUUUAACCGAAAGAGCGAUGUUCACGCGAAUUUUUCCCAAUAACAUUUGGAACUAAAGCAAUU